AUGUAAUUUACGAAUUUGGAAGAGUACUUAUCGACUAGAAUGUAGGAGAUGUCUAAGUUUUAUAGUUAGUUAAAUAUUCCAAUAUGUAAUAAAUAUGUAUAUAAGUAGUUGAUGAUAUAAAGUUUAAUGUUAAAGUUAAGGAAGAAAAAAAUGAGAAUAGAAGUUAGAAAUUAUAAGAAUACAAAUAAGAAGCUUCAUAGAAUUCUUUCAUGAACGAAUUUAUUGAGGAAGCUUAAAAUCAAUAAAAUCAAUACACAGAUAUCUUUGAUGAAAUACCAAUAAAAGGGGCAUAGAAACCAUUUGAAUAAUUAUUGUAAGAUUAAGGUAUAGUAGAACAUGAGAAAAAGGAUAAGAAAGAAUUCCUAAAGAAGGGAACAAGAUAAUUUCUAUCUAAUGCAUAAACAAGAUCUGAAUUAUCAAAGAGAGAACAUCAAGAGAUAUUAAAAUUGAAUAAUGAAAAUUUAGCAGAAUAAUAAUAAUAAUAAUAAUAAUAGCCAAAAAAAAUGCCAGUUAAUUUUUUAUAGAAGGGUAAGGGUAAAUAAUGUACUUAAAAAGUAAAUGAUUCACUAUUAGAUCAUACAAAAAAUGAUGAAAGCAUAAUAUAAUAAUAAAAUGACGAUAAAAAUGAAUUAAAGAAAGAGAGAUAGUUAUUGGAAUAGUAAUAGAAAGAAUUAUAGAAGUUAAAAAUUUAGUAAUAAAAGUAAUUAGAAUAGGAGAAAUAGGAGUUUGAAAAAUGGAAAGAAGAAGAGAAAAAAAAGAUUGAAAGAAUAACAAAAAAGCAUUAUACAAUUUAAUAACAAAGACAAUAAUAAUUAACAACAAAAUAAUUAGAAGAGUUAGAUUAUUUGAGAAAAAAAGUAGCUUAAUAAAAUGAAGAGAUAAAGGAAUUGAAGUUUCAAUUAGAAAAAUAAUAAUUAUAAUAGAUGAGUAGUGUGUAAAAUACUAGUACUCAUAAUAUAAAUAAAUUAAUAGCUUAAUCAUCACCAUAGAGUAAUUAUUCAACUAAGGCAUCAAAUGCUUCAGAAAAUAAAGGAAAUUCAUAUGCAAUAAUGCAUAAUAAAUAGGGAUGUAUUAAUGAAGAAGAGGAGUUUGAUUCUUAAAAUGGAGAAGAUUAGAAUAGUUAUUAAAAUGGGGAUAGUUAUGAAUAAGAGAAAAUAAAAAUUGAUAUAACUCAAUUGAAAAAUGAACCAAAGAUUUCAAUAGAUAUGAUUAAUGAUCAAAUAGAUGAAUCAGAAUUUGAGUUUCAAAAUAAUAAAUAUUAUAAAGAAUAUUUAGAUUAUUUGAAAUAAGAUGAUAAAGUAAUUUAGUAAACUUAAUCUGCUGAUGGAAAGAUUUCAAGAACAUAUUAAAGUGGAAAAAAAGAAGCAGUUUUCAAUAAUGGUGUAAAACGAGAAAUAUUUUCAAAUGGUUUUACUAUUGUUCAUUUUACAAAUAAGGAUAAAAAAUAAACAUUACCAGAUGGAAAAAUAAUUUAUUAUUUUGGUCAAGCUAAGACUACAUAAAUAACAAUUUAAAAUGGACCUUAAGUAUUAAUGAAUUAUCAUAUAGAUUUAUCGAUUUUCAAAUAAUUAAAUAGAAAUUCAUUUUUAAAAUGGAGAAAAAUAAAUAAGAUUUUCUGAUGGUACCAAAAAAUAUAUUUAUCCAAAUGGAGAAGAAGAGACCUUAUUUAGUGAUGGAAUAUUUUAAAAAGUUGAUGUAAACAAAGUUAAAUAUAUUGAAUAUCCUGAUGGGAAGAUUGAGACAACUUAUCCAGAUGGUAAAGUAGAAAAUUUAUCUCCUAAAAAAUAAUAUAAUUGA
Paramecium sonneborni is the source of this 1797-nucleotide messenger RNA. NCBI's taxonomy places the organism in Eukaryota, Ciliophora, Oligohymenophorea, Peniculida, Parameciidae. The record is from the annotation of a GenBank genome assembly.